Thyridium curvatum is the source of this 990-nucleotide messenger RNA. RefSeq lists its product as uncharacterized. The coding region runs from base 1 to 990 and encodes 329 amino acids. The record is from RefSeq and is a predicted model, not a curated record. The transcript has 2 exons. Lineage: Eukaryota; Fungi; Ascomycota; Sordariomycetes; Thyridiales; Thyridiaceae.
AUGGCGGCGUCGAUCGGCCACGGCGGCGCGUGGGCCAGUCACUUUGAAGGACGCGACCGGCGCGCCACCUCGCUGCCCGAUAUCGACUCCAAGCUCGGCCGCAAGCUCUCCGACACGCCCGCGCAGCUCUCCCGCGGCGUCGUCUUGUAUAUCCCGAGCCACCCGCCCGCCCUGCACCUACCGCUAUACGAUGUGGGCGCCGAGUACGCGCGUGCCAUCCGCGGCGAGCCGGUCGGUGGAAGCAGGUACAAGAUCAACCUGGCGUCCAUGCAGAAGCCCUCCGGGGACGGCACCGGCAUCGGCGAGGUCCGGUACCUCGUCGACUUUGAGCCCGGGUUAACCCUGGGCAGGGCGGCGGUGGAGCGCAGGCACAUCGGAGUCGAGAGCGUUAGAGUGAACCUGGCACUGCCGUCUGAGCCGGAGGAUCCAUUUACUGUCGAGAGGGAAACCACCGGGGUCAAGUGGACCAUCGAUAGCAGUUUUCCAUUGCCUGACACUAUCGCCGCUGGGAUGGUCCAUCGCGCACCAUACUUCACUAUAUCGGCGCCGGCGGCCGAGCCACUGAUCCCAAUAUCAGAUAAUGUGGUCCGUCGGCCAGCUCUGCAGUGGCAGAUUCACCCGAGAGAGCACGGCAAUCUGCGAUACACCCUCGUCGACACUCGUCUGGCCCCGUCUCUUUCGGCGGUCGACGACGCGAAUGACGCCGUGUACGCGAUAUACCACCACAUAGGCCUCGGUGCCUCCUUGGCCCUCAAUCACAGCGAAGGCGUCCUGCUGCUUCGGGAAGGCCUGAGCAUGGAGGAUGAGGCUGUCAUCGUGGCGUCGCUUCUCGGUCUGCUGUGGCAGGUGCGAGGAAUGCGUUUUCAGUACAAGAAGCUGAGGGCAUUCAUGGAAGAGGCUCGCAAAAAGGAAGACAAGAAGAAGGAUGUGAAGAAGGACAAGAAGCAGCCGUUCCUGGGGAAGCUGUUUGGUAAAAGGGGGUCUGUUUGA